Messenger RNA from Ostrinia furnacalis (Asian corn borer), 5153 nucleotides. RefSeq lists its product as uncharacterized. The transcript has 5 exons. Bases 274 to 621 code for a protein of 115 amino acids. The record is from RefSeq and is a predicted model, not a curated record. Lineage: Eukaryota; Metazoa; Arthropoda; Insecta; Lepidoptera; Crambidae.
UCUAUAUACGUGAGCACGUUCAAAGUAACAGCAAAAUAUUAAACAAAAUGUCUCCAUUAAAUUAAAAUUUUGAAGUCAGUGACAGUAAUUCCUGCCGAAAAAGAAGAAUAAAGAAACAUUGCAGUAUAUGACCUUGCGUACGAAGGGGGAGUAGAGUUGUCUGCGCCCGCGUCGAUUUCGUCUCCAUGAAACGGAUAGAAAGGGACUGAGCGAGUACCUCUUCAUGGGAAAUUGCUACCUCGAUGUUUGCUACUGCUAACAGUGGACCCAGAAAUGGCCCGCAUUGGGUCCAGGUCUAGGGUCGCCCCCCACGACGUAGAGACGUUCAUGGAGUACCUGAACACGGUUCAGCUGCAGAAGGAUCAGAACAUCGAUCAGUACAUGAUCCGCAUCAACAGCAUGCAAGUGGUCGAGGGCCUCAUGCGAUACCACGAGAAGAGGCGCAAGAUGGCGAAGCCUGGCCAGCCCACCUACUUCGGGAACGAGAACGGCCAGAACGUGCGCAAGCAGGAGUUCAAGAAGCGCCGCCCCAUCCGCAUUCCCAAGAGGAAGGUGAAGCCGGCCUUCGAACUCGAGGUCCACGUGGUGCAGCCACCCGCUCAGGUGCCCAACGACAACUAAACGUCUCACGCCUUGUAGUAUCUUAAAUACUACUCGUAUAAAUGUUCAGUGUCCCCACAAUCCCCAUGUAUUCUCGUGUCCCUGCAAUGUAACCCCAUCCCUGUUUCCAAUCGAUGUGCGUCCAUGUCCCUGUGUCCAAUUGGUGUCCAUAUAAUCGAUAUAGAAAGUCUCACACCUAUCUAUCUAUUCUAUCCCCGUCAUUCCCAAAACCUGUCGUAUCUCUAUAUCUCUAUUGACCUUGUAAUUUCGUACUAUAUUCGGAACGCGAUCGUGAAAAUAAAACUAAUGUAACUGUAUUUCGGUUGUCUUUUUAUAUCACUAAACUUUGAUAGAAUGACAGACGUCUUACACGUGAACGGUUAUAAAGUUAAAUUAAUUUUUCAAUGACAUUUUAAUAACCUUUUUUUAACAAGUUUUUCACCUGGCAGGGUCACACGGUUUAGCUUAAUAUCUUGUCGAGGCAUUAUCAAACACAGCCCUACCGUUGGUAAUUAAAUUAGUUUUGAUCACCCGACACCUACCAGGUGAAGUUCCAAGCUUGAAAUAUAAUACUAACGGCGGGCAAAUCUUGCAUUGUAUAUAUCAAGAUUCGGUUGGUAUUUUUACAACUUGCAAGUUGCUAACCGUUAGAUUAGAUAUCAGAUCUUAUCAGCGAUGGUAGAUAUGUUAACCGUAUGUGGGUAUAAACGGAUGCAGGUUAACAAAAGCUGUUUUUAUUAUUUCUUACUUGGGGAAGGCUUUCAAAUAUUUAUUAUUGUUUAACAUUUCUUAUUUGUAUUAUAAACUAUUAUAAAAAUGGACUGAGUAUUUAAGGGUAGAUAGGACGUCGUUUUCACGGACGAGUAGGGUAAAAUUUUUCAAAUUGGUAGGUAGGGUGAAAAUAUUUCGAUAUUUUGCCUAUUUGCUAAUGUCUUUCUUUUGGACAAAAAAUAUUGAAUACAGUUUUUACGUUGAUCUGAUGUGAUUGUGGUGGAGCUCUGACAUAAGAAGCUGUCGUUUAGAUAUGAAACUAAAUUGUUGUUGGAUUGAAAGAAAUGUUUGAUGCUGGUGUCAUCUGUUGUACCAAAAGUGGUUCUUUAGAGUUUGGCUUGCCCCAUAACAUCAUAAAUAUCAAGGCAGUGACAGUUGCCGCGAAUGUGUCGCCCGUGUGAGUGGAAUGUUAGUUAACACCCUGAAGUUAAACAAUUGGAAAUGUUUAAACGGUUGUAUCAUCAUCAUCCGUUGGAACUGUUCUAAAACUUGACUUACCUAUUUAGACAGUGUCAAUGACAAUGUCAAACAAAUACCGGAUUUGACUUAAUCGGAAUGUCACAUGAUGUACAAAUUAUGAAAGAGAUUGAAUGAAGCGUCAAAUCUUGUCUGGAGAAGGGACGUGUGAAACAAAAAGAUCGGUUUUGUCUGGGACAAGAUGGUUGAACAACCUGGGAUGCUCAGUUGGUAACGAAAUGACGCGACGCUUCGGCGAAGCGUGUGUGGGGUUAGUAACGUAGGAAUAGUGACGAGCGUGGUGCAACAUGUCCUAAGAUGGUUAAGGCAAGCAGUGAGGUUGGCCCUUGGGGUUAGAUUGAAUGACAUGUUGCAAUGACAAGAUCUACGCUUUGAUAUGGUGGGCGAAUGAAAAGCCAUGGGCGUUCCGAUAUGGACCAGUGCGGGUUUCAACCGCACGCUUACGAGUGAAUGAGUAGCCAAGCUUAAAGUUAGCCGAAAGGCUUUGGGUGAUUGUUUCGAUCGCGGUUGAUAGGGACUUGGCUAGUUGUGUUACUGGAUAGGAAUUAUUGUUUUGGAAUGCAAACAGACAGCUUGUCUGUUUGUCGUUUGGACAACACCAUGGCAGAUUUUUGCAGCUGUAAGAAGAUAGUCAGGGUUCAUCUUAACGCACGGCUUCAGAGAGGUAGUUACAUUUCUGUUGCCAACUUAUCAGCACAAAAAUGUUUGAAUCUCUUUGCAUCUCGUACUAGCUUAUUACAAGCACUGGUUUGAAAUGGUUUGGGUUUUGAGCUGCAUAUUGUUUGUGACGCAGCUUUGGAGCUACUGAUUUUGACAGCGCUAUAGCUUGUAUUGACAGGCUUACCGCUAGAAUGAGGACCGCUGUGAUUGCGAACAAAUCAAAAACAUUUAAUUAUACACAGCGACUUAUUUGCUAAAAGGCUAGAAGGGGGUUGGGGGUAGGACAGGCUCGUGACUUGUCCAUUGUUAGUGAGCUAGCCGAUUUUGGGAUAUAUUUUUAUUAUUAUGGAGUUACAAUUACUUUAUUUCUCUUGAUUUUGAGAAGAUGGGUGGAAAGCCAUUGCUAAGACGCAAUUGGCUCAAGGGCUAUGUUUCCACUUAAACAUUCUGAGAAGAAAGAACUUUUGGAAAACGGGGUUUGAAAAUUUGUAUUUUGAAAGGGGUUUAAAACAGUAGUGAACGCGUGCUUAGCCGCGGAUAAAUAACUAAGACAGAAAUGUUAACAACAAUGAUUAUUUCUUGAUUGAGCAUGGUGUAGCGUAGGGUAUAAAGAUAUGAGGUUUGAAAUCACCUAGUGCUGAUUGGAUCGGUUUGGGUAACGGCGUAGAGUAGCUGUGCUUCUGUGUGAAGUUCGGUAGAAGCGUUUGAAGUAACAAGAGCGUAUUUUGAUUGCAUCAUCAGGCGUAGACUGGGCGAGAGGGGUGUAAAGAAAAGAGUACAGAGACUUGGUCUUUGUACACGUUGGUUGAAGGGCAUGGCAGUAGGUGUGUCGGAUCUCAUAUUGACUAUAUCAACCGGACCGGGCCGGACCGGUGAUACAGUUAAUCUGCUGGAUCUGUGGCAAUUAAAUGAAACGAAAAACAGGCUUGAAAUCGGAGAGUAGGGAAUUCUAGUGGGUGUGUUGGGACUUAUUGAUUAUAUCCAACGUAGGGCAACUGGUGAUCAGAUAAUCUAGAUGGAACUUGCUGGGUCUGUGAAAAUUGGAUGAACAGAAAAACAGGGUCGAAAUGGGAGAGUAGGGUGUCCUAGUGCGUUCGUAUGCGUAUGCGAAGGGCAUGGCAGUAGGUGUGUCGGAUCUCAUAUUGACUAUAUCAACCGGACCGGGCCGGACCGGUGAUAUAGUUAAUCUGCUGGAUCUGUGGCAAUUAAAUGAAACGAAAAACGGGAUCGACAUGGGAGAGUAGGGAGUUCUAGUGGGGUUUGUCGGAUCUCAUAUUGACUAUAUCAACCGGGCCGGGCCGGACCGGUGAUAUAGUUAAUCUGCUGGAUCGGUGGCAAUUAAAUGAAACGAAAAACGGGGCCGACAUGUGAGAGUAGGGAGUUCUAGUGGGGUGUGUUGGGACUUAAUGAUUAUAUCCAACGUAGGGCAACUGGUGAUCAGAUAAUCUAGAUGGAACUUGCUGGGUCUGUGAAAAUUGGAUGAACAGAAAAACAGGGUCGAAAUGGGAGAGUAGGGUGUCCUAGUGCGUUCGUAUGCGUAUGCGAAGGGCAUGGCAGUAGGUGUGUCGGAUCUCAUAUUGACUAUAUCAACCGGGCCGGGCCGGACCGGUGAUAUAGUUAAUCUGCUGGAUCGGUGGCAAUUAAAUGAAACGAAAAGCGGGUUCAAAAUGGGAGAGUAGGGAGUUCUAGUGGGGUGUGUCGGGACUUAUUGACUACAUCCAACGUAGGGCAACUGGUGAUCAGAUAAACUAGAUGGAACUUGCUGGGUCUGUAGCAAUUGGAUGAAACGAAAAACGGGGUCGAAAUGGGAGAGCAGGGAGUUCUAUUGAGGGUAUGUUGGGAACUGGUUACCGAUGAGCUGGUGUGAUCUGGCUGUGUCUGUGGAAAUUGGAUGAACAGAAAAACAGGGUCGAAAAGGGCAGUAGGGAGUUUUAAUGCAUUAGGGGUUGAGAAGGGAGAGUAGAGAGUUUUAAUGCGUUAAGGGUUGAGCUCCCUUCUCGAGGGUCUGUGGAAAUUGGAUGAACAGAAAAACGGGGUCGAAAAUGGGCAGUAGGGAGUUUUAAUGCAUUAGGGGUUGAGAAGGGAGAGUAGGGAGUUUGUCAAAGCUGUUGCGAUAUCAUCAAGCAACGAAUUUAUUAGCUGAAUGUGAUUUGAUUUGGCAAAGACCUGAGGAAAUCUGAUGGAUGCUAAAGAGGCGAUACUUUCGUGUGAAUUUGUGUUUGUCCGUCCUAACCAUCCAGUAAAGCAGUACCGUGUCAGGGCAGAACUUAUACUGAACCACUUUUGUCAUUGUUCUUAAAACGGAUCAUUUAAUGUACGAGUAUGUUAAAGCUUGGAAUCGUUAUGGUUUGUUUAAGAGUUGAUACCAUCUCAUUGUUAUGGAAAUAAAGAUGGAUGUUGAUUGUCGUUUUAAAGAUAUGAUCUUGGAGUGCACUUCGAACAUUUAUGAAAGAAAUUUAAUCAUUGGUAAAGCGGCUCCUAUAAGGUUAAAUCUGCUUUAGCAUGUCUAGGUCUCUUUCAAAUAUGUUUGCAAACUUAAUAAUUUGAAUACGGCAUAGUUUGUUGAAGAGUGUUGUAAUUCAGAUUAAAUCUAAUCGCAGGAGUUAGACGACUGAGCCUUUCAGGCUAUGAGAGAGAUGUAUUGG